AUGGCCUAUGCUUUAUAUCAGUGGUACCAGGAACAGUUCAAAGGCACGAAGAUACGUCUUAUCGUAGCCAAGCCAAGUCCAAAAGCCCUGAAGAUCACCGAAGUCGCUUGUCCGCUGCGCGUCACCGCAACAGGGGCCACCCCUGCGCGCGCCCGCACCGACGCAUGA
Molecule: messenger RNA, 168 nt
Organism: Ascochyta rabiei
Lineage: Eukaryota; Fungi; Ascomycota; Dothideomycetes; Pleosporales; Didymellaceae
Exons: 1
Coding region: 1-168 (55 amino acids)
Source: RefSeq, a predicted model, not a curated record